This is a messenger RNA of Clonostachys rhizophaga, 1959 nucleotides long. Lineage: Eukaryota; Fungi; Ascomycota; Sordariomycetes; Hypocreales; Bionectriaceae. The record is from the annotation of a GenBank genome assembly.
AUGGCAUCCUCCGCCAAUUUGUCGGCCAACGACAAGAUCCAGCGUUUCGCUGCUCCCAGUCGGCCUCUGAGCCCUCUGCCCUCCCAUGCUCUCUUCAAUGAGAAGACUCGAUGCUUCGUCUACGGUCUGCAGCCCCGUGCUGUGCAGGGUAUGCUCGACUUUGACUUCAUCUGCAAGCGCAAGACUCCCUCCGUGGCCGGUAUCAUCUACACCUUCGGCGGUCAAUUCGUCAGCAAGAUGUACUGGGGCACCAGCGAGACCUUAUUGCCUGUCUACCAGCAGGUCGACAAGGCUAUGAGCAAGCACCCAGAUGUUGAUGUUGUCGUCAACUUUGCCUCUUCCCGCAGUGUCUACAGCUCCACCAUGGAGCUCAUGGAGAACCCCCAGAUCAAGACCAUCGCCAUCAUUGCCGAGGGUGUCCCCGAGCGACGAGCACGAGAGAUUGCCCAUGUCGCCAAGAAGAAGGGCGUCACCAUCAUCGGUCCCGCCACCGUCGGUGGUAUCAAGCCCGGUAGCUUCAAGAUCGGUAACACCGGAGGUAUGAUGGACAACAUCGUCGCCUCUAAGCUCUACCGUAAGGGUUCCGUCGGUUAUGUCUCCAAGUCCGGAGGUAUGUCCAACGAGCUGAACAACAUCAUUUCCAACAACACCGAUGGUGUCUACGAGGGUAUUGCCAUUGGUGGUGACCGUUAUCCCGGCACCACCUUCAUUGACCACAUGCUCCGCUACCAAGCUGACCCCGACUGCAAGAUUCUGCUGCUGCUUGGUGAAGUUGGUGGUGUUGAGGAAUACAAGGUUAUCGAGGCCGUCAAGCAGGGUAUCAUCAACAAGCCCAUCGUGGCCUGGGCCAUUGGUACCUGCGCUAGCAUGUUCAAGACCGAGGUCCAGUUCGGUCACGCUGGUUCUUUUGCCAACUCGCAACUCGAGACCGCUGCCAACAAGAACAAGGCCAUGAAGGAGGCUGGCUUCUACGUCCCAGAGACCUUCGAGGAGAUGCCUGCUGUCCUGAAGCAGGUGUACGACAAGCUCGUCAAGGAGGGCACCAUCAAGCCCCAGGCCGAACCCCCCGUUCCCAAGAUCCCUCUCGACUACUCUUGGGCCCAGGAGCUGGGUCUUAUCCGAAAGCCUGCUGCUUUCAUCUCCACCAUCUCAGACGACCGUGGCCAAGAGCUGCUUUACGCCGGUAUCCCUAUCUCCGACGUUUUCAAGGAGGAUAUUGGUAUCGGUGGUGUCAUGUCUCUGCUGUGGUUCCGACGCAGACUCCCCGACUACGCCUCCAAGUUCUUGGAGAUGGUUCUCAUGCUUACUGCUGACCAUGGUCCCGCCGUCUCCGGUGCCAUGAACACCAUCAUCACCACCCGUGCUGGCAAGGAUCUGAUCAGUGCCCUGGUAUCUGGUCUGCUAACCAUUGGUUCUCGAUUCGGUGGUGCUCUUGACGGCGCUGCCGACGAGUUUACCCGUGCAUUCGACAAGAACCUCAGCCCCAGAGAGUUUGUUGACAGCAUGCGCAAGGCCAACAAGCUCAUUCCCGGUAUCGGUCACCGUGUCAAGUCCCGCAACAACCCCGAUCUCCGUGUCGAGCUCGUCAAGGAGUAUGUCUUGGCCAAAUUCCCCACCCACAAGCUGCUUGACUACGCUCUGGCAGUCGAGACCGUCACAACCUCCAAGAAGGAUAACCUGAUCCUGAACGUCGACGGCUGUAUUGCCGUAUGCUUCGUCGAUCUCCUCCGCAACUGCGGUGCUUUCUCCGCUGAGGAGGCUGAGGACUACCUGAAGAUGGGUGUUCUGAACGGUCUCUUCGUUCUGGGCCGAAGCAUCGGUCUGAUUGCUCACUUCCUCGACCAAAAGCGUCUGCGUACUGGUCUGUACCGUCAUCCUUGGGAUGAUAUCACUUAUCUCCUUCCCAACCUGUCUCAGGGUGCGCCUGGUGCUGAGGGAAGAGUUGAGGUCCAGAUGUAA